Messenger RNA from Paramecium tetraurelia, 384 nucleotides. RefSeq lists its product as uncharacterized. The transcript has a single exon. The record is from RefSeq and is a predicted model, not a curated record. NCBI's taxonomy places the organism in Eukaryota, Ciliophora, Oligohymenophorea, Peniculida, Parameciidae.
AUGAAUAAACCAUACCCUAAGACAGUUGGAGGAUAUUCUAAAUAGAUAAUAAUGUCUAUCAGUUGUAUAAUCAAUCAUAAAGAUGCUAUAUUCAGAAUUUGUCAAUGGACAAAUAAGAGGAAGCCAAAUGUUUAUAUCUAUGCUCCAAUUAGCCUAAGUAUAAUUGGAGGAUUAUAUGUAAAAUACUGUUUUAUUGAUUAUUUAGGUCCAUAAAAAAAAGAGAUAAGUUUUGGGAUUCCAUUUUUGAUUCAAGACAUGUCCAGUGGAAGUUUUAUUAAUGUAGACCUUAUAAAUCCCAAAGAUGAUAAGAGCAAUGAGUUUGGGGUGGUCUUAAAGAAGAAUAUUGAUAACACUUCUUUAUGGGUGGUGUUUAAUAUGAAAUGA